CCCCACAAUGAUUUAUGAAACCUUGAACAGGACGGAAAUGUUGAUGUAUGGAGCGUCUGUCGCCCUUUUCUCUCUCUCUCUCUCUUUCUCUGCUGACAACGGCGGUGAAGUUUGCAGAGGAAACAGGAAAGGCCUGAGUCGCUUGGUGUUGGAACUCGGGACGGAUAUCCUCUUCAGGAGCCGUGACCCCUCCCCUCUCACUUAACUCUCCCUCUCUUUAUCUCUUUUUAUCGGGUUUCCCCACCUCCAAAGCAGCCGCAUAUUGUCCACAUUUGGGCUCAGGAGGGCAUCGAAGGAAGGUGUCGUGUUCCUCUUGGUUUUCGGCUCAUCAAACCUGAGCAAACUAUGUGUUGGCAUGGCGACGAGGAGGAUGAGGACAGCUCGGAGAGUGACCCGGACGGGCUGUCGCUACUAGAGCAACUGGGUCUGGACCAGAACUCGGAUUUCUCCGACUCAAGUGUGCAGCAGUUCCUGGAUGAGCAGCGUGAGAGGAUUCGCCGGGAAAUCCGCAAGGAGUUGAAGAUUAAAGAAGGAGCCGAGAACCUGCGCCGAGCCACCACGGACAAGAGGAACGCUCAGCAGGUGGAAACCCAGCUCAGGUGCUCCAAUCGCAAGCUAGAUAACCUUCACGCCCAGCUCCAAGAACUGGAUGCUCACAUUGUGGUGAAAGGAGGAGAUGAGAAUAAAGAUGAAUGCCCUCAGUCCCCUGGGACGGAGAGCAGAACAUCAGCCCACAAGGAGCGCAUCGCUGCCCUGGAGAGACAGCUCAACAUUGAGCUCAAGGUCAAGCAAGGAGUUGAGAACAUGAUCCCAAUCUACGCCAAUGGCUCCACCAAGGAUAAAAAAAUGCUGCAGACGGCCCAGCAAAUGCUGCAGGACAGUAAAACCAAAAUCGACAUCAUCCGCAUGCAAAUCCGCAAAGCCGUACAGGCCACCGAGCACAACGACGACGGGCAAGGUAACCACGACAUGUGUGGGGUGGAGCUGCGCAUCGAGGAGCUGAGGCAUCACUACAGGGUCGAACAUGCUGUUGCUGAGGGAGCCAAAAACGUGCUUAGGCUUCUGGGGGCCAGCAAGGUUCAGGACAAGAAAGCCAUUUCGGAGGCACAAUCUCGACUGAGCGAAGCCUCUCAGCGCUUGGACCUGCUAAGGGAUUCUCUGGACCACCGUCUGGCCGAGCUUCCUGAAGACCACCCCAAGGCCAACGUGAUCAAAGAGGAGAUGGUGCUGUCCUCCUCACCGGCCUUCAGUUCUCGCCAUGGCGCCCCCUACGUACACAACCAGUACAGCACCCUCAACAAGCCCUCGCCUCUCACUGGUACCUUGCAGGUGCAGCUGCUGGGCUGCGUGGGGUUGCUGGAGUUGGUACCAGGGCGCAACAAGGGGACUGCUGUUAUGUUGCCUUGUUACAGCCCCGGGGAUACGCGCUCCUUCAUGAGGGGCAACAAGACACUCUACGGCCGGAGCGGUUCAGUCAGCGGGAAGACGCCGAGCAAGACAGAGGAGCUCUCGUCCGAGGUGAGCGCCGUGCUCAAGCUGGAUAACACAUUGGUGGGUCAGACAGCUUGGAAGACUGUCGGGGAGCAGGCGUGGAACCAGACCUUCACCGUGGAGCUGGAGAGGUCGAGGGAGAUGGAGAUUGCGGUGUACUGGAAAGACUACCGCUCGCUGUGCGCUGUGAAGUACCUGAAGCUGGAAGAGUUCCUGGACAACCAGAAGCACACGGUUCAGCUGGAACUGGAACCUCAGGGCCUGCUGUUAGCUGAGGUGACUUUCUUCAAUCCGGUUAUUGAGAGAGUCCCUCGCCUACAAAGACAGAAAAAGAUCUUCUCCAAGCAGCAAGGCAAGGCAUUCCUUCGAGCUCGCCAAAUGAACGUGGACAUCGGAACGUGGGUGAGGCUUCUCCGAAACGCCAUUCCCACCGCCAACAACUCUGGAACGUACAGUCCCAGCGCACACAACCUGGCGCUCAAUUCCGGGGAGAUCUCCGUGGAGAAGCUAAGUCUGGAUAACGACUCGCCGAUAAGAGGCGACUACAAGCGAGAUGCGGAAGUGCACACACCGGACCGCCCGCCAAUCAUCGAGCCCUUUACCCUCCCAGACCUCACUCCUGAGCACCCUGUCCGAAUCCCGUCUGUCAGCAGUAAGCGGAAGAAAGGCCCUCUGUCCCUCCAAGACUUCAGGCUGAUAGCCGUGUUGGGGCGAGGACAUUUUGGGAAGGUGCUGUUGGCCGAGUACAAAAAGACGGGCACCAUGUUUGCCAUCAAAGCUUUGAAGAAAGGUGAUAUUAUAGCACGUGACGAGGUCGAAAGUCUGAUGUGUGAGAAGCGCAUCUUCGAGACGGUCAACAUUUCGCAACAUCCCUUCCUGGUCAACCUCUUUGCAUGCUUCCAGACUCCAGAACAUGUGUGUUUUGUCAUGGAGUACACGGCGGGAGGCGACUUGAUGAUGCACAUCCACACCGACGUCUUUACCGAGCCACGAGCCGUGUUUUAUGCUGCCUGUGUGGUUCUUGGACUGCAGUUUUUGCAUGACCAUAAGAUUGUGUACAGAGACUUAAAGCUGGAUAACCUGCUGCUGGACACAGAUGGCUAUGUGAAGAUCGCCGACUUUGGCCUGUGUAAAGAAGGCAUGGGUUACGGGGACCGCACCAGCACUUUCUGCGGGACGCCAGAGUUUUUGGCCCCCGAGGUCCUGACUGAUACAUCCUACACCAGGGCAGUGGAUUGGUGGGGCCUAGGGGUCCUCAUCUAUGAGAUGUUGGUGGGAGAGUCGCCAUUUCCAGGCGACGACGAAGAAGAGGUGUUUGACAGCAUCGUCAACGAUGAAGUCCGCUACCCGCGCUUUCUCUCAACCGAAGCCAUCGCUAUCAUGAGACGGCUGCUAAGGAGGAACCCGGAAAGGCGACUGGGCUCCGGUGAGAAAGAUGCAGAGGAAGUGAAGAAGCAGCCUUUCUUCAGGAACAUGGACUGGGAGGCCCUGCUGCAGAGGAAAGUGCCUCCUCCCUUCGUCCCGUCCAUCGGUGACAAGGAAGACGUCAGCAACUUUGACGAGGAGUUUACGACAGAACAGGCUGCCCUGACGCCGCCGCGAGAGCCUCGCGUUCUUACGCGCAAGGACCAGGACAGCUUUCUGGACUUCGACUACGUCUCGGACAUCUGCUAGUGGAGCGGGGAUAUCGUUCUGCGGCCCCCUCGGCCUCCUGUAUGAUUGUUUCGUUAAAACACUGUGAAUGAAUGUGGGUAACACUGAAGUUAGGUUUUCCACAUCUGUGGGCUUUUAUAGGCUCAGGCUGAAAGAAAUUGGGUAAAUUAUUGGCGGGACGAAAUCCGUAGGAGUCGCCCAGCUGCCUCUUGUUACCGAUGCCUUACAUUUGUACUCUUAUCAGACACGCGGACCAGUUUUUAUGUUGUCAAGGCUUUGUAUAGAGCACCAGGAAGAGUGACGCAAUGAGCUCCGUGCAUACUUUUCACUGUUUUGUUUAGUUUUUUUUAAGACUCAAGAAAACAUGACCUGUUAAAAGUGUGAAUCCACUGACGACGAAUUGACGCAUUCAGAUGUGAUGGGAAGUUGAAAACAGGGUAAACGGACCACUGUCUUCACGUCAACGCCGCCGACGUUUUCUUAUUUAUGCUGUACGGAUUUUUCACGUGACCACUCUACAGCUGUGUUUGGUGCAAAUGGACUCUGGACAACUGCAAUAUUGCGAAUACCCUGCACAUACGUUUUUCGAUUCGGAUCCGUUCGGGGUAUGUUAAUUGCAAUAAAACAGCAAGUGCAGUUCGCACAUGCCACAAAUAUCA
Messenger RNA from Syngnathus acus (greater pipefish), 3803 nucleotides. RefSeq names its product protein kinase N1a (gene pkn1a). NCBI's taxonomy places the organism in Eukaryota, Metazoa, Chordata, Actinopteri, Syngnathiformes, Syngnathidae. Gene Ontology annotation, molecular function: small GTPase binding; protein serine/threonine kinase activity; ATP binding. Gene Ontology annotation, biological process: signal transduction; protein phosphorylation. The transcript has 23 exons. The record is from RefSeq and is a predicted model, not a curated record. The coding region runs from base 346 to 3165 and encodes 939 amino acids.